Messenger RNA from Juglans microcarpa x Juglans regia, 1263 nucleotides. RefSeq lists its product as uncharacterized. The coding region runs from base 264 to 1154 and encodes 296 amino acids. Lineage: Eukaryota; Viridiplantae; Streptophyta; Magnoliopsida; Fagales; Juglandaceae. The record is from RefSeq and is a predicted model, not a curated record. The transcript is spliced from 2 exons.
CCCCUCUUAAAAAAGUUAAAACCCCCCCGGUCUUCUAAACCCCUCUCUCUCUCUCUCUCCUCUUUAUGUCCCGUCCCGUCCCAUUCUGAUUCCUUUCCCUCUCCCACUUCCUCGCACUUUCUUGUCCCUAAUCGGUUUCAUUCGUUUCCCACUCUCAAUUUUCUCUCCCGAUCAUGGUUUUCUGGGCGAGACUUUUUUUUCCUUCAUGCAAGGAAACGAGAAUUCUCUAUGAAUCUUGAAUUCCCUUUUUUUCUGCCGUCACCAUGAAGUCCUUUUCCCAUUUCUUAUCGUCUUUCUUCUCAAGCCCUAUUUUCUCGUGCAUUGUUAGUCUUUACGCUCUGAUUCUCCUCUAUCUCCCCCACCUUUUCCUGAAAAUCAUUUUCUCCCCGGUGCUUAACGCAACUGGAAUUCUGUUCUUCGCUUUACUCCGACUCGGUGCAAUUCAGAGAUUGGAUGAUGAGAUCACUGAUAACUCUUGCCAGUUCCAAACAAGCCGGAAGGCCGGCGAAAACGCGGAAAGCAAAGAGAACGGGGAAAGCGAUUCCUUUGAGCCAGAAAAAACCAAGUUUCCAGAAGAAGACAUUGGUGUCGCAUCCCAAUCGGAAACCGACUCCGACUCCGAUUCCAGUUUCAAUCCCACCCCAUGCUUCGAGGACGACUUCGUCGAAUGGGAUGUGAAGGCACCGUUGGAGGUCAUAUACGAAGAAUACGAAGGUGAUGAAGCAGAAGAGGAUCCGAAUCCGAGCGAAAAGUAUCCAAACCCGAACGAGGGGGAAGGGACCAAAAAUGUGAGCCAUGAGAGGCACCCUUCACUUUCAAUGUAUUACCCGGAAUCAGACUCGGAUGACUCAUCCGACGGCGAUUUUGGCAAUUUUCCGCCUAUCGGAGAGUGGUACUCCCCGGAGAACCGGUGCCUCACUUGGAACGAGGAGGACAAAGAAGGUCUAAUAGAGAUUGCCUUGGAUGGGAAUAAGAGAGGGCAUGAUUUUCAUGUCGAGGAAGAGAACUUGAUUGAGAUUGAUAUUUCUCCGAUGAGAAACGAGGAAUUUCCCGGCAAGAAAUUGAAGUUUCCCAGAGAGAUGCUUACGAAAAUAUUGAUGAGCCGAAGGUCCGAACGGGCAUGUUUAAUGAACAAUGGAGCGAUGGAGACUUGACUGACUUUGCCAAAAAGAAAGUGAAGAAAUAGUGUAAAGAUUGGACUCCGAGUCCUUUGUCCUUGUUCAGAUGCUUGUUUCCAAGUUCCAACCGGUUGCCUUUCUUUCU